This is a messenger RNA of Pelobates fuscus (common spadefoot toad), 2424 nucleotides long. RefSeq names its product transient receptor potential cation channel subfamily V member 6-like. NCBI's taxonomy places the organism in Eukaryota, Metazoa, Chordata, Amphibia, Anura, Pelobatidae. Bases 186 to 2315 code for a protein of 709 amino acids. Gene Ontology annotation, cellular component: plasma membrane. The record is from RefSeq and is a predicted model, not a curated record. Gene Ontology annotation, biological process: calcium ion import across plasma membrane. The transcript has 16 exons. Gene Ontology annotation, molecular function: calcium channel activity; protein binding.
UGAGACCUGUCUGAUUGCUGAGACAGGUGAACACUGUACACUCACCUUAAACAGUAUGUGAAAGCUGGCAGUCCUUCUCUUUGAUACCUCCCGUCCUGUCAUGGUAGAACUGUCUUAAUACAUUAGCAAAAUCUAAUUUCUGAGGAUCGGGGAAAUGAAAUGUUUUUUGCUGGAAAAAGACCACAAUGAUCUGGAAGAGUAUUCAAGAGCUUUGGUUCUACACUGCAGGAUCAGGAUGGUUGGAGGAAGAAGCCAAAACAGGCCUUUUACACCAAAAAAGGACACAAGAAUUCCCACUGCUCCUUGCUGCUAAGGAUAACAAUGUUGAACUUCUGAGAGAGCUUUUAGCAUCAGACAAAUGUGAUUUGUUCCAAAGAGGAGCAUUAGGAGAGACAGCAUUACACAUGGCGGCUCUCUAUGAUAAUCAGGAAAUUGCUGAAAUUCUCUUAACCGAAGCUCCGUACCUGGUCAACCUUCCCAUGACAUCAGAAAUGUACCGAGGACAAACAGCCCUACACAUUGCUGCUGUUAAUCAAAACAUGAACCUGGUCCGUAUGCUAAUUCAGAGAGGGGCUGACGUGUCCUCACCUAGAGCCACUGGGAGUUUUUUUACUCAGAAUCCCCUGCACCUCUUUUAUUUUGGGGAGCACAUUUUAACAUUUGCCGCUUGUGUGGGGAAUUUUGACCUGGUGAAGUUGCUGGUAGCCAAUGGAGCCAACUUGCGUGCUCAGGACUGUCUAGGAAAUACUGUGCUUCACAUUUUGGUCCUGCAGCCCAAUAAAGUCAUCUCCUACCAAAUGUUUGAUCUCCUCAUGUUGCUCGAUGGUGAUCAGAGAUACCCUCGAUUGAAUCAGAUUGAGAAUAGCCAAGGUCUCACGCCCUUAAAGCUGGCAGCAUCCGAAGGGAAUGUAAUGAUGUUUCAGCACCUACUGCAGAAACAUGUUAAAACGGUGAGGUCAAUGGGUCUGACCUCAUACACCUUGUAUGAUUUAACAGAGAUUGAUUCUUGGGGUACACCCUGUUCUGUGCUCCAUCUGCUGGUGUCUUCUAGAAAAGCAGAGGCAAGACGUAUCUUAGACCUUUCUCCGGUUAAAGAUCUGGUAAAUGAGAAAUGGCAAAUCUUUGGCCGUCCCUACUUCUGCUUCCUGGCUACCGUGUAUGUGCUGUAUAUGAUCUGUGUAUCUUGGUGUUGCGCCAACAGACCACUCCAACCUGUACAAAAUGUAUCAACAAACCCAAGGGACUUUACCAUUCUAGAACAAGUCGCUCUUCUGGAUUCUUACAACACUCCACUGGAUAAAGUAAGGUUAGUCGGAGAAUUGAUCUCAGUAAUUGGAGCUAUGGCCAUGCUCCUUGUAGAGAUCCAAGUCUUAAUGAGCGCUCGGAAUAUUUCAUUUUUCUUUACAGAUAUGGUUUCAGCUGGAUAUUUCAAUCUCAUUCUCAUGGCUUACUCCUGCAUGGUUCUGCUAACUUUGGUCCUGAGGUUAACACAUUCCAAUGGGGAGCUGAUCCCCAUGUCUAUCGCUCUGGUGCUUGGCUGGUGUUACAUGAUAUAUUUUGCAAGAGGAUUUCAGAUGGUCGGACCAUUUACUGUGAUGCUACACAAAAUAAUGUUUGGAGAUCUUGUGAGAUUUUUCUGGCUAAUGAUGGUAAUCAUUGUGGGAUUUGGUUCUGCUUUAUGUGUGAUCUUCCAAACAGAGGAUCCCAAAAAGAUGGGGAUAUUUUACAACUAUCAAAUGUCUCUUUACAGCACAUACCAGCUAUUUAUCAACACUAUAAACUCCCCAGCAAACUAUGAUGUGGAUCUGCCAUUAAUGUUUAAUUUAAUUUAUUUUCCCUUCACGCUCAUUGCAAACCUUUUAAUGAUGAAUUUGCUAAUUGCGAUGAUGGGUGAUACAUUCUGGAGAGUUGCCCAAGAGAGGGACGAGUUGUGGAGAGCGCAGAUUGCAGCACUUACAGUGACUCUGGAAAGCAAAGUCCCGAGAUAUUUCUGGCCUCGCCUUGGUGUUUGUGGCUUGAAGUAUGGUCUUGGGAACAAGUGGUAUUUAUGUGUCGAAGAAACGCACGAUACACACAAAGUAACUGCAGUAUCAUCACACAAAAUUCAAAGUACAGAGAAGAGUUUUGGAAGAGAAAUCCCUAAUAUUCAAAUCUCAGCUGUAAAUUGUCACCAGGAAAAUGAACCCAAUGUAGAAGCACUGGCAGAGAGGAGAUCAAGUAGAGCCUGGCAAAUUGUCCGAGGUGCCACCAUAGACCAGCUAAAGGGAACUGAUGCACUUCCAAGAGGAACAGAACAGGAAGUCUUCUACAUUUAAUCUAUGAAAUGUCUGGGACAUGAGAGACUAUGGGGAUUUCACUAUAUAGCUUAUAGUGAGGGUUAUUGAUGAUGGUCAUCAUGGGGAGAAAUACAUAUUAAUUAAAAAA